Xenopus tropicalis (tropical clawed frog) is the source of this 1344-nucleotide messenger RNA. It is a transcript of the gene upb1, whose product is annotated as ureidopropionase, beta. Gene Ontology annotation, molecular function: hydrolase activity; beta-ureidopropionase activity. NCBI's taxonomy places the organism in Eukaryota, Metazoa, Chordata, Amphibia, Anura, Pipidae. The record is from RefSeq and is marked provisional. Gene Ontology annotation, cellular component: cytoplasm.
ACCAUGGCGGGGGAGUUGGAAUCUUUAGAGAAACUGCUGGAAAAGCACAUCCCAUCCGAUGACCUGAAAGAGGUGUGGAGGCUGCUGUAUGGGAAGCAGAUACGGCCCCUGAACCUCCCCAACAGUGCCUCUCAGGCUGCCUCUAAAGAAGGGUUUGACCUGCAGGGAUAUUUGUUUGAAGCAGCCCAAGAGCAGACAAGACGACCUCGGACAGUACGAGUGGGAUUAAUCCAGAAUAAAAUUCAACUCCCAACUACAGAACCUGUUACAGAACAGAUCUCUGCUCUCCACAGACGCAUUGCUGAAAUAGUUGAGGUUGCAGCCACGUGUGGUGUGAAUAUAGUCUGUUUCCAAGAAGCUUGGUCCAUGCCCUUUGCUUUCUGUACAAGAGAGAAGCUUCCUUGGACAGAGUUUGCUGAAUCUGCUGAGGAUGGAAUGACCACCAAAUUUUGCCAGGAGCUCGCCAAGAAGCACAAUAUGGUCAUUGUGUCUCCAAUUCUGGAAAGGGACUCAGUGCACGGAGACACACUUUGGAACACAGCUGUGAUCAUAUCAAAUACAGGAGCUGUUAUGGGGAAGAGCCGAAAGAAUCACAUUCCAAGGGUGGGAGAUUUUAAUGAGUCCACUUACUACAUGGAGGGAAACACAGGACACCGCGUAUUUCAGACAGCAUUUGGCAAGAUUGCAGUGAAUAUCUGCUAUGGCAGGCACCAUCCUCUCAAUUGGUUCAUGUACAGCAUGAAUGGAGCAGAGAUUAUUUUCAAUCCUUCAGCCACCAUUGGAGAGCUUAGUGAGUCCCUGUGGCCUAUAGAAGCUAGAAAUGCUGCAAUCGCCAAUCACUGUUUUACUUGUUCCAUCAACCGUGUUGGAACAGAGCAUUUUGAAAAUGAGUUCACAUCUGGAGAUGGCAAGAAAGCACAUCAUGAUUUUGGCCAUUUCUAUGGCUCUAGCUAUGUAUCUGCCCCAGAUGGGAGUCGGUCUCCUGGGCUCAGCCGAGUAAGAGAUGGGCUGCUGGUGGCUGAGAUGGAUUUAAAUCUGUGCCGACAGACUAGUGAUAAAUGGAACUUCAAGAUGACUGGACGCUAUGAGAUGUAUGCUGAAGAGCUGACUAAAGCCACACAGCCAGACUUCAAGCCUAAUAUUAUACGAGAGUAACACACCAUAUCCUAUAAGGGAGAAUCUUACUUUGGUGUUAUCUGAAGUUGCCUGCUGCCUGUUCUGUUUAUGUGAAUAAAUGGAAGGAAAAGAAGCUGUUAAGAAAGUUUGAACAACUUAUUACUGCAAUUUCAGUUACAGCAUUUGACUUCAUUAUGCAAUAAACAAAUGUAUAUUUACUAAUCCUAA